This is a messenger RNA of Centruroides sculpturatus (bark scorpion), 906 nucleotides long. RefSeq names its product zinc finger SWIM domain-containing protein 8-like. The transcript is spliced from 3 exons. NCBI's taxonomy places the organism in Eukaryota, Metazoa, Arthropoda, Arachnida, Scorpiones, Buthidae. The record is from RefSeq and is a predicted model, not a curated record. The coding region runs from base 1 to 807 and encodes 268 amino acids. Gene Ontology annotation, cellular component: Cul2-RING ubiquitin ligase complex.
AUGAUCAGUGUUCAACCUACAAAGAUUAUUGCUUUACUUAUUCACAUUCUUUAUGUAAUUUUCAGGUAUGAAUUAUAUGAAGAAAGUCUGGAAGAUCGCCAUAAUGAUGGAUUAUCAGAAACUGUAUCAAAUACCAUAGAAUCAGAAAAUUUGACAGAUGUGGUUUCAUCUGCAAGAACAGAUCAUGGCACAAUAGCCACUCACAAUCUUCACGUUGGCCAAGUCGAAGGCGUCAUUACCACAGCUCCAUCUGUUCAAGUUAUACCACAAUUAGCAUGUCCACCUGUCACUUAUACAUUAGCAUAUCCAACAGCACCAUAUGGUUAUAUGCAAAGUGUAACUCCAUUUCCACAUUCACCAAUGCCUUUACAUGCAGCUUAUGUUCCAUCUCCGGCAGCAUAUCCAUAUGGUGCUCUUACUAAUUUAUCUUAUUAUACUCCAAGUGCUACAAGUACAACUCAUCUUCGUCAUUCUACACCUGGAUUAUAUACCAACCAAGUAGUUGGAGUUCCGGUAUCUAGAGCUCAAUCUGUUUUACCUCUGGGUGGUCAUGCUGUUAUGGCUACACAAUCGCCACCAACUCCAGCAAUACCAUCUCAACAACAACAGAUACAAAAUCCCAUUUCACAACUCAAUCAGCAGCAGAUGGGUUAUUUACUUGCUGCUUAUCGAGUGGGCAUGCUAGCUAUGGAAACACUUGCCCGCAGAGUGCACGAUGAUAGACCACAAGCAAAAUAUGCUAGAAACCCACCUUAUGGAGAGGAUGUUAAAUGGCUCUUGAAUGUAGCCAAAAAAUUAGGUAAGUAAAAUUAUUGACUGUUUCCAAUAAUUACAGAUUGACCAUCACUAAUCCAGCAUCAUUGGGACUUGUAGGAUGCUGGAUUACAUAUGGUUAGGUUAGAAUAC